Messenger RNA from Rattus norvegicus (Norway rat), 867 nucleotides. RefSeq names its product proline rich protein HaeIII subfamily 1 (gene Prh1). The record is from RefSeq and is marked validated. The transcript is spliced from 4 exons. Gene Ontology annotation, cellular component: extracellular region. The coding region runs from base 33 to 773 and encodes 246 amino acids. NCBI's taxonomy places the organism in Eukaryota, Metazoa, Chordata, Mammalia, Rodentia, Muridae.
CAGUUGGGAGAAAGUCCAUAGACUCCUCCAAGAUGCUUGUGGUCCUGCUCACAGCAGCCUUGCUGGCUCUGAGCUCAGCUCAGGGCACGGAUGAAGAGGUCAACAAUGCUGAGACCAGUGAUGUACCAGCAGAUUCUGAACAACAACCCGUGGACUCGGGUUCAGAUCCACCUUCUGCUGAUGCAGAUGCAGAGAAUGUUCAAGAGGGUGAAUCAGCCCCACCAGCAAAUGAAGAGCCUCCUGCCACCUCUGGGAGUGAAGAGGAACAGCAGCAGCAGGAACCCACACAGGCAGAGAAUCAAGAGCCUCCUGCCACCUCUGGGAGUGAAGAGGAACAGCAGCAGCAGGAACCCACACAGGCAGAGAAUCAAGAGCCUCCUGCCACCUCUGGGAGUGAAGAGGAACAGCAGCAGCAGGAACCCACACAGGCAGAGAAUCAAGAGCCUCCUGCCACCUCUGGGAGUGAAGAGGAACAGCAGCAGCAGGAAUCCACACAGGCAGAGAAUCAAGAGCCUUCUGACUCUGCUGGGGAAGGACAGGAAACUCAACCUGAGGAAGGAAAUGUAGAGUCACCUCCCUCUUCUCCUGAAAACUCACAAGAACAACCACAGCAAACAAAUCCAGAGGAGAAACCGCCUGCUCCUAAGACUCAGGAUGAACCACAGCACGACAGCGGUCGUCCAAAGAAGCCCCUCCUUCCUUUUAUCGCUAAUUUAAUACCAGAAAGAAUUCGGAAAUUAUUAGCUCGCAGUCCAUUAGCCAGAAGAUUUUAGAGAGUACCUGAGAAGAUUAUGACCUUCAGAUGUGUAGGUCAACAAAUCACUGUUGAUUGUCUAUAAUAUUCCAAUAAAAAUUUUCAGCAUGCAA